UCAAAUAUCUGGAUUUCCUGACUAUGUUAAAAUUGUAGAAGUUGGGCCAAGAGACGGAUUACAAAAUGAAAAGGUUACAGUUCCCACAGAUAUCAAAAUUGAUUUAAUCAACCGACUUUCCAAAGCAGGCUUGUCUGUAAUAGAAGCAACCAGUUUUGUUUCAUCAAAGUGGGUACCUCAGAUGGCAGAUCACACAGAAGUAAUGAGAAGGAUCGAGCGGCAUCCUGGGGUCCAAUAUCCUGUACUCACACCUAAUCUUCAAGGUUUUCAUUCUGCUAUUGCAGCAGGAGCUACAGAGGUAUCAGUAUUUGGUGCAGCAUCUGAAUCUUUCAACAAAAUGAAUAUUAAUUGUUCUAUAGAAGAAAGCAUAGAAAAAUUUGAAGAAGUUACUAAAUCAGCACGAAAUAUGAAUAUUCCAGUGCGAGGGUAUGUAUCUUGUGCACUGGGAUGCCCGUAUGAAGGAAACAUCAUACCAGCUAAAGUGGCAGAAGUGUCUAAACAGCUGUAUAGCAUGGGCUGCUAUGAGAUCUCUCUGGGGGACACAAUUGGUGUGGGGACCCCCGGCAGCAUGAAGAGAAUGUUGGAAGCUGUUAUGAAGGAAAUCCCAGUGAGUGCUCUUGCUGUUCACUGCCAUGACACGUAUGGCCAGGCUUUAGCCAAUAUCCUCACAGCCUUACAGAUGGGAGUUGCUGUUGUGGACUCUGCUGUUGCUGGAUUAGGUGGCUGUCCAUAUGCGAAAGGUGCUACUGGUAACGUAGCCACGGAGGAUGUGCUAUACAUGCUUAAUGGGUUAGGGAUAAAUACGGGAGUGAAUCUUUACAAGGUGAUGGAAGCUGGUAACUUCAUCUGCACGGCUUUGAACAAGAAAACAAAUUCUAAAGUUGCACAAGCUUCCUUCAGUGUUUGAACUGUAAAUUAAAAUGUUCUUUCUGCAAUACACAUUGUCAAAGAGCAUUUACAUAAAGAAAAUCAAUUGCAAAACCUUUUCAGUCGAGAAAAAAAGAAAGCAUGCUAUAGCUGUUCUUUAUGGAAAGAGUAACUGUGUGUUAGGAUAAUACAUCUUGCCAAAUGUUAUUUUGGGGAAAUAAUACAGCAUUGCAAAUAAUAAAUAUCAUGUCUAUCAAUACAAAUUCAUGUACUUGAUAGUUUUAAAAGUAAGCAAAUCAGCAACUUACUGUCUAUUUAAAUGGCCUUUUAGCUUGCUUUAGAAAAAAUUCAUUACAGAGUUCCACAAAAAGUGAAUACAUUGGUAAUUCUUAAUCAAGCUGACUUUUAGUACAGUACAAAUAUUUGAAGUAGUUUAUGAGAUCCCACAUUGUGUGUGGCCUGGCUAUUAUGUGUUUUAUUUCUCUGAAUCUCCACUUUUCAUUUGCCAAGUCAAUUAUGUUAUGAACGUGGAGCCCAAUCUGAAUUUACUGUAAGUAGUUUCUAGCCAUAGCACUUUUGUAUUUUUACAAUGGUUAACAUCUGUUAAAUAUAUGAAUGACUUUAUCUUGUUCCAAGAGUUUGUGAUGAAUAGCAGCCUGCCAUAUCCUGCAAAUCUAGUGCAACCUCUCUUAUUUGUUACAUACAUUAAAUUCACUGUAGUUGCCUUUUUCAUCAGCUGUUUUAAAAACCUGAUUAAUUAUAUCAAACAAUGAAAAGAAGACAGGAUAUACUCUUUAGUGUAGCACACUGGGGGUAAUUAGAUUUUUGUGCAAAAGCCUCAUGCACCAGUUGACAUUUUAUUUUAUGAUCCCCAGAUUAUCAUUCUCACUCAUUAUCACAGAACCUGUCUUUCUGGGGAUGUUGACACCUAUGACUGACUAGUUUACACAGAGUGAGCCAUCCACAGCCUCCCUCUAAGCUUUUGUGAAUUUGGUACUGUACCUGUAAAUGUCUGAGUGCAACAAAAUGCCAGUAAACUGCACCAUCAUCGGUAAAUCAGCAAUGGACAAUUUAAAAUAACUGUCUCAUUGUUUCUGUAACCUGUUCAAAUCAUCCAUGAAACUACUGUAAUCUUCUUGCCUGAAACAUCAGUUCUUUUACUGUGUCUGUCUACACAGCCUUCUUCAGUCUCUGUAUCUUCAUUAUGUAUCUGCUCUUGAUCUGAAUUUUGUUAGAAAGCAAGCUCUUAACACAAAACCCAAAAACCUGGGCUAUGAUUUUUUCCCCAUUGAUAUAUACUCAGCUCUUCUCAGAAACAUGAAAAUUUGGAGAAGGAUGAGAUUUUAAAAAAGUGAAAGAUUUACAUGAAAAGAAAGAAGAAGGUAGGCUCACAGUUGUCUGCAGCCCAACUCUGUCAGACUACAGCACUCUUACUUGUGCCAUUAUCGCAUGUUCUGGGGUUGUGCCAUGGUCUGAACCAACUUGAUUAUGAGACAUCCAGGUUGUCGGCUGAUGUCACAUAUGGUUGGAGUUUGGUGGCUACUACUCUCCAAAUUAUUUUGCCCAGGAAUGUGGGGGUUGGAGACAGGAUAGUCAUUGGAGAGGUCUUCUUUGGAGAGGUCUUUCUGGCAAGUGUUGGCUUCCUGAGGACUGGGUGAACUAUUACUUUUUUUCCAGGAGUUUGGUAGCUGUGCUUCUCUGAAGCAGGCAUAGAUUAUUUCCAUUAGUAGUUCACGUAGUUCUUCUUCACUAUCUUUUACCAGCCUGGAGUCUCCUGGAUCCAUUCCACAGACUGUGGCUUUAAUAUUUUUCAGGGCUACCCUGCUUUGGCAUCAGAUACAGUUCAGUCUUUACAGGUGGCUGGAAAUUGGCCUUGAGUUGGCACAUUUAUAUGUUAGUUUAAAAUCUAACCAGACAUCAUUGAAAAUAAGAUUCAGGAAGGAGCCGUAAUAUGAGUGCUCAAUCCAAGGGUUGCAAAACCAACACCACCACCCCACCCCCAACACAUAGGCUCAUGAGCAGGUCUGGGGGUGGUUGUGAUCAUCUUUCCUUACUUUAUUGCUAGAUGGAAGAGGUUGAUAACAUUUGCUCACCAUUGUAAUAUGGGAUCAUGGAAUGCAGCUUGAGAAUCACUGAGGUAGAAUUACUACUAUUUUGCUCCAUGCUAUAGAAAUGAACCACUUCUACGGCAAAGGGAUAGCUUAUGUAAGAUACGACUGUUUUCUCAGAGGGUUAUUUUAAGGGGAGGGAGUGUGGCCUAGUGAUCAGAUCUGUGGUCUGGGCGCUAGGAUUCUGUUCCCAGCUGGAUCACUGGCUCACUGUGUGACUUACCAGGUUGCUCACCUAGUGCUGUGAGGUUUUCAUUAAUUAAUAUUUGUAAAGCCAGUUGGAAUGUUCAGAGCACAGAAUUAAAAAAAGUAUCCAAUCUGAGAACUGUCCC
This is a messenger RNA of Terrapene triunguis (Three-toed box turtle), 3307 nucleotides long. RefSeq names its product 3-hydroxymethyl-3-methylglutaryl-CoA lyase like 1 (gene HMGCLL1). NCBI's taxonomy places the organism in Eukaryota, Metazoa, Chordata, Testudines, Emydidae. The record is from RefSeq and is a predicted model, not a curated record. The coding region runs from base 182 to 907 and encodes 241 amino acids. Gene Ontology annotation, biological process: ketone body biosynthetic process; L-leucine catabolic process. Gene Ontology annotation, cellular component: endoplasmic reticulum; cytosol. The transcript has 8 exons. Gene Ontology annotation, molecular function: hydroxymethylglutaryl-CoA lyase activity.